GCAUAUGCGGCAUUUCCUCCCUCAUGCUGCGUCUCAAAUCUGGCGUCAUUGCAUGAAAAUUGUUCAAUAAAGUGCGUGAAAAUUGUAAUAGAUGUGAAGUUCAACGUAAAUACUGAAAUUAUUACGUGAAUCUUGAUUGAUAUAUUAUUAUCUUAAAGAAGAUUUGAUGAUAUUUGUUGCUGUUUAGUAUAAAAUUUGGAUAUAAGAUUGUAACUAUGGAAGCAAAUGAACAGAAAAGUGAUUUUACAACCUCACUUUCCAAGGAUGCUUCUAUGACAGAUGAUAACAUGGAUACAAGUAAUGAAAUCAUUUCUGAAUUAGCAGUAUGUGAUAAGCAAAGCACUGAAAGCACAGAGAACAAAUCUGAGUCUUUCCAAAAUGAGGCUGACACUUGCAAAGAUUCGGGUUUUAAAAAGCCAUUGCUACUGAUUGGUCCAAAGCGUGGUAAGAUUGGAAAAAUCCGUACAAUGAACAAUAAUAUUGCUUCCUCAUCUACACCUUCCUCGUCUACACCAUUGUCUGUGAAAAACGAAGCAACUGCGAGUACUCACUCUCCAACCGAUACUAAGGAUAAGAUUAAUAAAUCAAUAUCGACAGAAGGCUCUAUCGAAGAAAAUGUCUUACUGGAUAUGAAAAACAUUCCUGUACCAUAUGUGGAACCAACAUGGAGUGGGAAACCGACAGAGGACUAUAAAUUUGAGAUUCUUAAAUCUGGAAUAAUUCUAGGAAAGAUUGAUUUAAGUGAGAAAAGCUUUCAUGUAGUAGGGAGAUUACCUUCUUGUGAUAUGUCUCUUGCUCAUCCAACUAUUUCAAGAUACCAUGCAAUUAUUCAAUACAGAACAAUGGAAGACGACAACAAUUUGAAAGGUUUUUAUUUAUAUGAUUUGGAGAGCACACAUGGUACAUUUUGGAAUGGACAUCGUAUAAAACCAAGAACUUAUGUCAGAUUGCAUGGAGGUCAUAUGAUUAGAUUUGGUUGUAGCAAGAGAAAAUAUAUUCUAUUAGCUCCACCAGAUGAUGAAGAACCCCUUCAGAUUCCUCAAUUUAAACUAUUGAGAACUCAAUUAAAGGAAACACGAUUGGAAGAAUUGCAGGAACAAGAAGAAGCUGAAGGAGGAGCAAAAGAGACACAAGAAAGCGAGGGUAUUGACUGGGGAAUGAGAGAAGAUGCUGACGAGGAAACGGAUCUGACGGAGAAUCCUUAUGCCUCUACAGCAGAUGAGGAAUUAUAUUUAGACGAUCCUAAGAAAACACUGAGAGGCUGGUUUGAGAGGGAAGGAUAUGAUUUACAAUAUCAAGUUGAAGAAAAAGGAAUAGGGCAAUUUUUAUGUUGGGUAAUUUUGCCUAAAGAGUGUUUUGGUGGUCACUCCAUGAAAGCAGAAGCUCUUGUCAAAGGAAAAAAGAAGGAAUCUGUCAUUCAAUGUGCUUUGGAGGCCUGCAGAAUCUUGGACAGACAUGGAUUAUUGAGACAAGCUAAUCAUGAAAGUCGAAAAAAGAAAACCAAAAAUUGGGAAGAAGCUGAUUAUUACGAUUCAGAUGAAGACAACUUUUUAGACAGGACAGGAACAGUAGAAAGGAAACGUGAACAGAGAAUGAAACAAGCUGGAAAGUUGGAAAAAAAAACUGAGACAUAUAAUUCAUUGAGUGAAAAACAUAGUGAGAUUGUAAAUAAAAUUUCACAUUUGACCAAUCGCUUAAAAGAGGCACAAGAAAGCAGCUCCAAAGCAGGAGAAUCUAACGAAGAUUCAUUGGAUGCUUUUAUGUCUAAUUUAAAUCAAUCUAGUUUGAGUAAGAGCGAUGUAACGAAAAUGAAAGUGGAACUACAAAACUUACGUAAAGAAGAGAUGAGGCUCGUUAAAUUAGUAAACCUUACAAAGCCGGCUAAUUUGCCGCCUCUUAUUAGCACCUGUCAAAUACAAGAUAAAAAAGAUGAUUCACAGGAAAAAUCAAAAUCUUCCACAAGAAAAAUUUCUCAACUUGAAAAAAGAAGGAAACUUUUUGAAGCAAAGAACAAUGAUUCUGAGAGGGUAUUAAAUAGUAAUGAUAUGGAUAACGAAGAAGAAGAGGAAGAAGAAGACGAAGAUAAAGAUAAAGAUAAAGAUAAAGAUAAAGAAGAUAAUACAGAAGAUAAUACAGAAAAAGAUGAUACACGUGAAAUAGAAUGCGAUAAAUCUAUAUCAUACGAGGACAAAGUAGAAUCAGAAGAAAAAGCGGAAACUAACGAUAAACAGUAUAGUUUAAAGAGUAUUAAUCAGGAUACAGAGAUAAGCAAACAGGACGUGAAUGUUGCAGACGAUAAGAAACGAAAAAAAGAAAGAAAAAACGAGAAAUCGAAAAAUAUAAAGAAACAUUAUGAUCAGGAUGUCCAUACAGAGGAUUAUUCUACGUGGUUGCCACCGCAGGGUCAAUCCGGAGACGGAAGGACAAGUCUCAACGAUAAAUAUGGAUAUUGAAUUAAGAUUAACGUUUAAUUUUGAAGAAAAAAAAAAAAA
This is a messenger RNA of Linepithema humile (Argentine ant), 2492 nucleotides long. Its product is annotated as kanadaptin. Gene Ontology annotation, molecular function: mRNA binding; protein binding. Lineage: Eukaryota; Metazoa; Arthropoda; Insecta; Hymenoptera; Formicidae. The record is from RefSeq and is a predicted model, not a curated record.